CUCCACCAGAGCACCAGCCAUCCGAAGUCCAAGCCGGUCGUUGACUCCUCCGCGUGCGCGUUAUUACUCUAGUCGAAAACACACGUCGUCGUAGUCGCCGCAAAGUUUCUGCGAAAAAAUUUUUUUAAAUAAAAUUCAAAACACCCGUACCAUUGUUGGACGCGCGCGUGUGCACCGCGACGACGAUCCGCCGCGGGGCCGCAAAACGGAAAACACGCGCGCGCGCGAGAGAGAGAGAGAGACCAUAAUACACGACAACCACGCGUAGCGCAGUAGCAGUUGGUCGUCCACCGCACGCGUAUACACGGGACAUGACCGCUAUAGCAGCUGUCGUCCAGCCUGUUCCGUAACAUCAAUCGUCACAACCGCCGCCGAUACAGCAGCUAUAUAGCAGCAAUCGUCACCCGCCGGACGUCCGCGAUCGCCGUCAGCAUGAACGUCGCCGGAAAAGGAGUUCCUCGUCACCAUCACCACCAAUCGCCGUCGUUCAAGUUAUUGCGUUUAAUUUACGUACUAUCCUUGUGCAAGUAUACGUGGGGUGAACUUUGUGGCGGAAAUGGUGAAUCUCUGAAAUACUUGCGGGGUGACGCGCUCACCGAUAAUUUGGAUUGCAUCGGUCCCAAUGGUAAACCUUAUCCUGAGUCGAUAGUAGCUGGCACGUAUAGACGCACCCACAACUGGGGAUCAAGAACAGGACGUGACGCUUUUCACACAGACUCGAAACCCAGUCCUGAAAUGGUACGAGAAACACUUCUAAAAACCUAUAAAAUUAAUAAUCAUAACGAAGAUUACACGAUAAGUAGAACUGCCCGAGAUUAUGGAUCAACACCGGCUACCAAUCGUGAACUUUGUCAAACACCGAACAGGCUGUGCCGCACCAGAUACAAUACGACUGCACCCAUGUACGGUGUGUCGUUGACAUCUGGCCAACCUGUGACAAUCGUUCAAAAAUUCCCGGAUCUGUUACAACAAGUCGUUUAUGAAGUUUGCGAAUCAAACGAGUGUGACAUGGUCAGAGGAGAGUGUACCCAAACAUACGUACCAUACUUGUUCCUGGUAAUACCUUUGGGGCCGGUGACGCUGACCGGCCAGGAUUACGUGCUCGUGGAAAGUGGAUGUGUAUGCAAGCCAAAGGGUUCCAGGUCCACAGCACACGAAUUGGUAUCUACAAUUCCGGCGAUGCCUCGUCCUUAGAGCGCAUUAAAUGUAUGCAUACAUAGGAAAUCAGCCGUUUAAACGUCAUCGUAUAUACCUACACAGAAAAUACACCUCGCCGUUUAAAAUAUAUAUUUUAUAUCAUGUCAUAUUAUUGUCGUAUAUAGUCCAUAUUAUAUACAAUGAUAAAAUAUUAAGAUACCGUAUAGUAUUAUGUUACAGCGUGUAUACAGGUAUACAAGGUAUAUAUAUAUAUAUACAAGGUAUCUACUAUUCGAUAAAGUCAUGAAAAUAUAUAAUCGUUCAAAAAACGAAUAUCUAGUUAACUCCAUGACGUAAGACACCCCUACUUAUAAUAUUAUGUAUUUCGUAUCUAUCCGUUAUUGUUUAAGUACCCUGUACCCAUAUACGCGUGAAUUUAAGUACAGUAGCGUCACACAUUUUUUUCUUUAGAGUUAUUAUUGAAGUUAUAUCUACCCACAUCCAAAAACUUAAGACCAUGAAGUAGAAAGUAUGCUCACGCAUCUAAAAACUAUACAUGUACCUUCCUAAGUGGCAAUUUUUAACUUACCCUUGGGGAAUAAAAAUUCUCAUGACGUAACUGCAGUAUAUAAUAUAUUAAUGCACAUAUAUACUUACGUAUGGUAUAUUUUAAUAUUAUAUUGAUGAUAUAAAUUACACGAUUAAUGAUUAUUAUUGAUGUAAUAUAAUGCUCAACUUAUGCAUUGACGCCAAAUAUUUUUAAUUUAUUAUGCGUUUACAAUGGAUUUUAUAAUACUAUGUUGUUCGUUUUUUAGAUACUGUAUCAACUAACAGUGAUUAUUUUACAUUAACACUGCUGGUAUGCUGCACGGUUUUUUUUUAAAUCUAUGUGAUACUAUAAUCAAUUCAUUUGAUAUGUAAAAUAAUAAAUUAGGUUAGUUAAUAAUCUUAAAUUUAAAUCAAUGUUUUUUUACCAAAGUAUAACAUGUAUUAUAGAGAAAAUAUAUUAUUAACAUUUUAAGUUUCAACUGUUCAAGUAAUCAGAUUCAAUUACCUACAAACAAUAUGAUAGACAUUAUUUUUUUUAAGAAUUGUAAAACUCUAGUGGUAAAAUACUUAAUGAAAAUACAAAAAUAAGUAGUAUAUUAUAUAGGCAUUAAAUAAUAUAAAUAUAAGGAAAGCGGUAGGCGUAUACUUAAAGAGAUUGACAAUUAUACACAGUAUACCUAUAUAAAUGUAAAAUAUAUUAUAUUUUAUAAUGUAGGUACAUGCUCAAUAGUCUAAAGAAAAUGGACAUGGCCUACAAUAACAUCUUACAUGAUGUAUAUUUUAUUGCAUUUAUAUGAUUUGUAUGUACAUAAAAGUAGUUAAUUUUAUAGUAAAUUAAAUA
This is a messenger RNA of Diuraphis noxia (Russian wheat aphid), 2527 nucleotides long. RefSeq lists its product as uncharacterized. The record is from RefSeq and is a predicted model, not a curated record. NCBI's taxonomy places the organism in Eukaryota, Metazoa, Arthropoda, Insecta, Hemiptera, Aphididae.